Messenger RNA from Rhineura floridana, 4907 nucleotides. It is a transcript of the gene ARL13B, whose product is annotated as ADP ribosylation factor like GTPase 13B. Gene Ontology annotation, molecular function: GTP binding; GTPase activity. The record is from RefSeq and is a predicted model, not a curated record. The transcript is spliced from 11 exons. Gene Ontology annotation, biological process: non-motile cilium assembly; receptor localization to non-motile cilium. Lineage: Eukaryota; Metazoa; Chordata; Lepidosauria; Squamata; Rhineuridae. Gene Ontology annotation, cellular component: motile cilium; non-motile cilium; ciliary membrane. The coding region runs from base 383 to 1708 and encodes 441 amino acids.
GUAAGGAACAGUAUCACGUGGUUGUCUGGAAGGGUCCAUCUGAGAAGCCGUGGUCGCUUGGGGGUUUCUGAGUAACGGGUGAGGCGAAAGGGACAGUUAGGAGGAAGCGGUUGGCGAGUCCCUGAGUGGCGCCACUUCGGGAAAAAGAGAGCAGGCCUCUCCGUGGGACUGGCUGUGAUGUGGGGGUGGCGGCUGAAAACUGGGACCCGGCAUCGUACGUUGAUACCCUCCUUUCCUGGUGGCCGCACUGAUGAGAAGCUGUAAUUAGACACCAUCUGAGUUGAUAUUUUCUACUGUGGUGUAGCUUUGAUUAGAACUCCAGGAUCCGUCUACAUGCUGCAUCUAUAAUUCCUUUGGUGUGCUGAAUGGCUGUUGGAUAGGGAUGUAUAGUCUGAUGGCCAAUUGUUGCAACUGGCUAAAGCGGUGGCGAGAACCUGUCAGGAGUGUGACAUUAAUCAUGGUGGGUCUUGAUAAUGCUGGAAAAACUGCAACAGUGAAAGGAAUCCAGGGAGAGUGCCCUGAGGAUGUGGCUCCAACAGUUGGUUUUUCUAAAAUUAACCUUAAGCAAGGUCGAUUUGAAGUCACAAUCUUUGACUUGGGAGGUGGAAAGCGAAUCCGGGCUAUCUGGAAGAAUUACUACGCUGAAUCGUAUGGGGUAAUAUUUGUUGUGGAUUCCAGUGAUGUGGAGAGAAUGGAAGAGACAAAAGAGACUAUGUCAGAAGUUCUAAGGCAUCCCAAGAUAUCGGGGAAACCUAUAUUAGUGUUAGCAAAUAAGCAGGACAAAGAAGGUGCCCUGGCAGAAGCAGAUGUAAUCGAGUGUUUAUCGCUUGAAAAGCUUGUCAACGAGCACAAAUGUCUGUGUCAGAUUGAGCCUUGUUCAGCAAUCAUGGGCUAUGGGAAAAAAAUUGACAAAUCUAUAAAGAAGGGUUUACUCUGGCUGUUACAUAUUAUAGCCAAAGAUUUUGAUGCCUUACAUGAACGAAUCCAAAAAGACACCAUAGAGCAGAAAGCAGCUGAAGAACAAGAGAAACAAGAACGGGCUGAAAGAGUGAGGAAGAUUCGGGAAGAAAGAGAACGGAAAGAAAGAGAAGAAGCUGAGCAUGAAGGAAGGAACGUUUUGGAUGAAGAUGACUCUGAGUCAAUAUCUGGCAACCCAUUCCAGCCUAUAUCAACUGUAAUCACUGAGAAUGAAAAGAAAAUUGAAAAAGAAAGGAAGAGGCAGCGGGAGGGGAAUGAAAAGGUUGCCAUUCUCUUGAAACCUAAAACGUUUCAGGAGCAAGUGGACACUCAGAGCCUGAACAGCCAGCAAUCAAAUGAAAGUCGAUUGGUAGAAAACUAUAAAUGUGCAUUAACACAACGGUUGGAACAUGAAGAUGAGAAUGACCAGCAAGUUUCAGAAAGUCUUAAUUCUGGUGAUAAUGCCAGCUUGAAUUCAGGAAUAGAGAACAGUAAAAAGAAAGCAAAGAAACUAAAAUUAAAAAGGAGUCACCGAGUAGAACCAGUUAAUAUGGAAGAGACCGUUUCCCCCAAUCCUAUGCCAUUAGCACCUCUUGCACCAGUUGGCUGGGAAACACCUACUAAAGUUAACAGAAUUCGAAAACUUGAACCUCUUGGUGAAACCCGUCAUAAUGAUUUCUAUGGAAAGCCGCUGCCUCCGCUGACUAUACGGCAAAGACCUAACAGCGAUACCCAUGAAGUCAUUUCUUAACUGGCAGUAAUAUAGCAGUUUUAAAGAAGCAUGUACUAUGUAAAGGGAAGGCCUAUAUUAGACAAAGUUUUCUUGUUUGAAAAGACAUCUGCUGUUCUUAAAAGUUACUGGGCAAGGACAGUAAGAUUGCCUUGGAAGCUCAGCAGUGAAGAUGGUCCUGAUGGACUUAACAUAUUUCCUUCUUGACUCACCAGCUCUUCUUCAGGAUUAAUGUGGAAUGAGAAAGCUUUUAUGAGUAGAACUCUUGGGAAAUGGGAACAAGGUUUCUUGCUUGUUUUCCUUCUUGGAAAUGAAAGUUGUAAUCCUGAAGAAAAAAAAACAAUUCAAGACCAAAUGCAACUUCACUGUGCACAUGCAAGGACUGUUCUUUGAUUUGGCUUAAUACUUUAAGGAGUUUUUUUUUGGGGGGGGGGUUGUAAAAUAUAUUCAUGGUCAAAGGAUGGGGAAGGAUAUGAAGUCCACAUUUUAACUAUUUUUAUAUUUUUCUAGUAUUUUGUUUAUUUUAACAGAAUUAUUUGGUUCAACUAUUUUGAAAUAUUAACGUUCAUAAGGAGAACAUAUUUAAGAAUGUCAUGUUGUCACAACACUAGUUUUCAUGUGACUUGCCUCACAAGUUAUGUUGAUAGUAUGUCAUAUUUUCUUCCCCGAGAAGAAAUGUGUGCACAAAUGGGUGUUGCACUCAUCUAAUUCCAGGUGCUGUGCACAGUAAACCACAGCUAGAAUCUCCAAAGUAGUACCAGUUAUAUCUUCUGGAGGCAGGAGUAGAGGACUAAAUUCAGACCCUACUCUACUUUCCAAUAGAUUAUUUGUCAUAAUCCAUAAAUGGGAGGUCCAUGUGUGCAAGCACAGUUCCUGGAAUGAAUUAUUUUCAUCUUGGGGAAACAUGUACAAAGUGGUAACACACUCGUUUCUUCCCGUUAGAUUGGAGUAUCUCUGUAUUGAUCUCAUGUGACAAAUGGAAUUGUAUCCAAAAUUAUGGUGAUUAUGGAAGCUUCAAGGAGUUUUGACUGUCGUAACCUCAAAUGAAUUAUCUUAAGAAUGAAAACUUGAAGUUCCAAGAACAAAAACCUCAAGCAACAACAAAAAAAUUGAAAAUAACUUAAGUUUCUUGGGAAAUUGUAUGAUUUAGUGCAGGGGUGGGGAACAUCUGGCCCUCCAGAUACUUUUAAACUACAGCUCUGAUCAUCUCUCACCUCUGCAACUGACUGAGAGUUGGAGGCAAACUACAUCUGGAGGACCUACAGGUUCCUAUCCUGAUCCCUGAGUUAGUGUGCAUGCAUUUUCUAGAACCCUGAAAUUCCGCUUUUUUGCACUUUCAUGCUCAGAUUUGUGUUUAUGGGAACAUGUGAUCAGGGAAGCCCCUAUACAUGUUUUUGUUCACAGUGGGUACAAAUCUGUCCCCAGUAUUAAAGUGAAGCUUCUGCUUAUAUUGUAUUGGUAUAUCAGAGUCCUUUGGAACUUUGGAAAUUGUCAUGUUCUAACAAUGCAUUUCUACACUCAUUUUAAGAAACUGAUAUCAGGAAAGGAACACAGUAAUAGUUCUUCAAUACUGUGUGUGUUUAAAUUUCAUUUGAAGAGAAUAACUUGUACACCAUAGAUAAAACUGACAAUAGAAAUCUCACUUUUCAUUAUUAACAUGUGAUUUCACCCCCGUUGUGUAAUACUAAGAAAACAUUACCUGAAAUAUAUCUACCCUAAACUUGUGUAGAUAUUAAUUUUCUCUGGAUGGGGUAAAAGAGGCAUCCAUCCAUUGAUUGGUUAACAUCUACUGCUCAAGAGAGGCAAGAAACCAUAUGAUUACCUUGUAUUGAGCCUGAUGAUGACCCUGUCUCUGUGAAAAAUACAGAGAUGCUUUAAGACAGGCACUAAAGAACUAAAUUGCACAUGCAAAAGAUGUCAAUUUCCUGUCUUUUUUUCCAUUCCCUCCUAGAUCCCUGGGCACAAAGGCCUCUAGUACUUCUAUUGCCACCUGUAUUCAGGGUCUAUAUUCUAUUUGCCUUUGAUUCUCAACACAUAACUAAGGCAAAACAUGACACAGGCCGCUCUACCAGGGCAUCUUCAUCUAAUGUUUGCUCUAGUAGAGAUCUGCAGACUGUGGACUUCCUCUACAUGAAUGUGCCAUUAUAGGUGUCCUCCAAUUGGUCCUCUCUCCCUCACAAUACUUAGUCCAAGCAAGCAUUCCCUCCCUACACAUCUCAGCUUGGGAACAUCCCAUCAGUGGAUGGAUGCCUUGUUCAACCCAUCUAGAGAAUGUAAGUUUGGGCACUUGCCAUGAAAGAACAUUCUCUAGAGAGGUGAACAAGGCAUUCAAACUGCACCCUAUCUGCCUGUGUGCACUCCUCAUAUCUCACAUUUAAUUGUCGCAGAGGUCCGGCCUUUCUCGUCUCUCACAUGUAGUUGUCCCUGAAAUGAGAUCAUACAUUGUUUUUGUGCCUAUUCCUCUUGUACCUUAUUUCUUCUUUGUAGUUUUUGAGAUUAGAAUCUGUUGUUUUUCUAGAGCAACUAUUUUUUCUAACUUUGAUUCAUCUACUGUCUUGGCCACAGACAGAAAGAAAGUGGUGGGUAGACUAAAAGCUGGCCAUAUGAUUCAUUAUCUCACCGGGGUGAAAGGAGGUAGUAAUCCAUCAGUGGAUGGAUGCCUCAUUCACCUCUCCAGAGAAAGUACUUUCACAGUAAGUACCCAAACUUCCUUUCCAAUUCAAAGCCUGCUUAUUUCCGUUUUAGCAGGUGGGUAUAAAUAGAUUUAAACUGCCCAAAUGUUUAUUAGUUACUCCGUAAAAUGGCAAAAGCUGCCAUCAGUUUUAAUUUUGGAAUACUGUUUCCUCUAAUCCAGAAGGCUUUCCUAGGACUGGUUAAAUACUGGUGCAUGCUUUGUUUCCAAAUAUAAUCCCAAGACAUUUCUGGAUUUGGACAUCAUCCUAUACCAUACAGUGGACACAAGACACACUUUCCAGUUUGUUGCCCCCUCAGUAACUGAAGUCAAAAGGUCUACUGAGAUCCAAUCCGGUGUUCCUGAAGUGGAGAAACAUUGUUUUGGUUUUUAUGGUACUACAUAUAUGUUCACCACACAUUUGUUUAUAGCUGUUAAUAUAUAUUGUUAAGGAACCAAAGUACUAUGAAUAUUUCAUAACAUAUUGUAUAUUAAUAUUAUGAUCACUUUCCUUAUGUCUGUAUUAUAAUGGCUUUUUAUUUGUUGAAU